Durusdinium trenchii is the source of this 551-nucleotide messenger RNA. Lineage: Eukaryota; Dinophyceae; Suessiales; Symbiodiniaceae. The record is from the annotation of a GenBank genome assembly.
ACAGUCGCAUCGAGCAUCGUUGAUUCGCUUUGCGCUCAGCUGUGGCUAUGGCCAGGACUUGCCACGUGCCUUGGGAGUCGAAUGCCGAUGAGGAGAGAAUGUGCCCAUUGAGACCCUUGCAGGCGCAGAACCGCGCGCGAGGCGCCAGCACGGCAGGGUCCCGGCUGCCGACCUUGAAACGCCUCAUCCAGGAGAAGCCUAUCGUGAGGGCUAUUGAGGUCCACAGUGGUUUCUCAGCCUUGGUGGUCGAUGCGGCGGUCGCCCAACGGCGCGGGGAGCAGGUGACUUUCGACUGCUUAUGGUCUUCUUCAUUGACCUCCAGUGCCAUCAAAGGAAAGCCCGACAUCGAGACGGUGACCACCUCGGAACGCAUGCAGAUUGUGGACGACGUUUUAGAGGUCUCCACUAAGCCCGUGUUGUACGACGGUGACACUGGCGGGCCGAAGGAGAUCUUUGCCUUUACGGUGCGGAAGCUGGAACGUCUGGGCGUGUCGGGCGUGGUCAUCGAAGACAAGCACCUGGGCGGCCGGAGCGGAAGGGAUCGGACGACG